AAAACACAACAAAAAUACAUAUGGGGCAAGCGAGACAUCACCGAAGAAGGCUGUUCUCUGCUAGACUUGGCUGAGAAGGGCAUGGCUUGGGUGAAAUACGCCAGCGACACCGUCGGGGUGAUCUUGAAAGAGCUGAAGCAGCAAUCUGGCCAGGGAUCCUUCCGGCUGCUGGUGGCGGUAGACGGGAUCAACUCCCUUUGGGGGAAGACGGCCCUGAAGCAUAACAAGCAAGAG
Molecule: messenger RNA, 234 nt
Organism: Thamnophis sirtalis
Lineage: Eukaryota; Metazoa; Chordata; Lepidosauria; Squamata; Natricidae
Source: RefSeq, a predicted model, not a curated record